AACAGGCCCUUUUGGUACACAUGCUGGAGCCCAUAGAGGAGCUUCCAGAGAAUGAAAAAGAAAUAGAAAAGCAAGUGCCCCAAACAGGAAAGAAUAAAUCUUACAUGAUAAAUAUCUUGAAGAGCGAUCCAUCUUUAACAAAAGAGCUGAGAACUGUUUUGGAGCAGACCCUAGCAGAAAAGUUGGAAUCCUUGGGAAUUAAAUCCGGAGUGCGUGGCAUCCCAAGUGAUCAUUUGAACAGAGUCUUAGUAUCUGUUGAGACUGCUAGAGAAGAGAGAAAGAAACAACUGCCUGACAUUCAACACAUUCGAGAGCAUCUUGAAAGACAAGUCAGUUUCAGAGUUGCUGAAAGAUCAUCUUGCAGCAGAUUUCUUUCCAACCCUCAUCUUUCUUCAGAAG
This is a messenger RNA of Notechis scutatus (mainland tiger snake), 399 nucleotides long. The record is from RefSeq and is a predicted model, not a curated record. NCBI's taxonomy places the organism in Eukaryota, Metazoa, Chordata, Lepidosauria, Squamata, Elapidae.